Molecule: messenger RNA, 1872 nt
Organism: Cokeromyces recurvatus
Lineage: Eukaryota; Fungi; Mucoromycota; Mucoromycetes; Mucorales; Mucoraceae
Product: major facilitator superfamily domain-containing protein
Exons: 9
Coding region: 1-1872 (623 amino acids)
Biological process (GO): transmembrane transport
Molecular function (GO): transmembrane transporter activity
Source: RefSeq, a predicted model, not a curated record
AUGCCACAAAAGGAAGAAGUGCCUAAUAAUUAUGAGGAAAAUGAAGCCUCUGCAGCUUCCACACUAAACAGUAUAAUUUAUAGUGAGAAUUCUAAAAAAGAUGAAGUUCAAUUCCCCGAAGAUCAUGAUAAUUUAAAGCAACAGUCAACAGAUGAUUUAAAAAAGUCAAAGAGUUGGAGAGAUAGCUUAUUUUUAACAUUUAUUGGUCUUCAAAUUGCUUUAUUUUUAGCUGCUCUUGAUAGUACAAUUGUAUCAACUGCUUUACCACGUAUAGGAUCUGACUUCAAUAAAAUGGAUAUUGUUGCUUGGGUUGCUACAGCGUAUAUUCUUACAUUCGAUGCUUUCCAACCAUUAUUCUCCAAAUUUUCAGAUAUUUUUGGUAGGAAACUAAUUUUACUAUUUGGUAUUUUUAUGUUCCUAUUAGGCUCAUUACUUUGUGGAGUUGCUAAAUCAAUGAUUAUGUUAAUUGUUUGUAGAGCAAUUGCUGGUAUCGGUGGUGCCGGUAUCUUCUCAAUGGUUUUUAUUAUUAUCUCCGAUUUAGUUCCACUAGAGAAAAGAGGCGCUUUUCAAGGUGUCGUAAAUGCUGUUUUUGCAUUAUCUAGCGUUUUUGGUCCUUUAAUCGGAGGAACAUUUACUGAUUAUGUAACAUGGCGUUGGAACUUUUAUAUCAAUUUACCAAUUGGAGGUGUUGCAGUAAUUAUUCUUCUUAUUUUCCUACAUUUACCUAUUCCAAAAGGUGAUUUCAUGCAAAAGUUAAAAAGAAUUGACUAUUUGGGUACAGCCCUUGUCCUUCUUUUCUCGACCCUUUUCUUGUUAGCCAUGAAUUUUGGUGGCCAAACAUUUCCUUGGAAAUCUGCUGCUGUCAUUGUACCAUUAGUUUUGACCGGUGUAUUUAUUGGUGCCUUGGUUUUUGUUGAAACCAAAGUAGUUGAGCCUUUAAUGCCACCACGUUUAUUCAAGAUUCGUUCUGUAGCUGCUAUUCUAAGUACAAAUUGGUUUUUCGGUAUGUCCUUCUUUAGUAUGGUUUAUUAUCUGCCUAUUUAUUUCCAAGUGAUUCGUGGUGAUUCAGCCAUGUGGUCUGGUAUUCGUUUAAUUCCAAUGCAAUUGCUUUGUGCUACUUUCUCUACAUUAUCUGGUCUUUUUAUUUCUAAAACUGGUAUUUUCAGACCAUUACCUUCAAUUGGUAUGGCAUUUCUUACAAUAAGUGUAGGUUUACUUUCUCUACUUGAUUUAACUAGUUCAUUUUCUAACGUUUACGGGUUUACUAUUCUUGGAGGUAUUGGUCUUGGAUGUAUGUUCUCAUCUGCUAUCAUUGCACUUCAGGCAUCUGUACCACCCAAAGAUAUUGCUGUCGUUACUGGUCUUGGUAAUUUUAGUCGUAUCCUUGGUGGAGCCUUAGGUGUUGCCGUGUCAUCGACCAUUCUUAAUUCUACACUCUCUAAGAGUCUUCCUCAAUAUGUUCCUCAAGAUAUUGUAGAAAAAAUUCUUGCUUCUUCAGAAUAUGUUAGAGCUGGCUGUCCUACUGAAUACUUGGAUAAUGUGUUAGACUGCUACUUGGAAGGCUUAAAGUUGAUUUGGUAUGUAAUGACUGCUAUGGCUGGCGUUGGAUUCAUGUUAUCUCUUUUUGUUAAAUCAGCACCUAUCCUAAAGAAACAGCAAGAGGAAGUACCUAGUAAUAAGAAUAAUAACGCUGAUCAAGAUAUUGAAAAGGCUACACCAGCCACGCCUCAGAGUUUAAAUGACGAUGAUGAACAACACCAACACACAGUUUAUGAAGAUAAUGUAGUUGCUGUUGAUAUACAACCAGUGAAAGAACAAAUACAUCUUCAUCAUGGUGGAGAUAAUUUAUGUAGUAGAAAGCCACCACAAUAA